Molecule: messenger RNA, 1485 nt
Organism: Doryrhamphus excisus (bluestripe pipefish)
Lineage: Eukaryota; Metazoa; Chordata; Actinopteri; Syngnathiformes; Syngnathidae
Product: ectonucleotide pyrophosphatase/phosphodiesterase family member 7
Source: RefSeq, a predicted model, not a curated record
AUGGCUUUGCUCUCCAUGGUUGUCUUUGGAGUGAUCGUCAGCGCUCCUUGUGCUGCAGUCCCAUUAGGAGGUUCUGUUUCUGGGCUGCAGUCUGGUUUCGGUGGGUCAGUCAGGAACAAGUUGUUACUUGUUUCUUUUGAUGGCUUCCGCUGGGAUUACGAUCAAGAUGUGGACACCCCGAAUCUGGACAAAAUGGCUAAGGAUGGAGUGAAAGCAAAGUAUGUGACCCCACCGUUUAUCACCAUCACCAGCCCAGCGCACUUCACCCUGAUUACAGGCCGCUACGUGGAGAACCAUGGAGUGAUACACAACAUGUGGUUCAACACGUCCACCCAGGAGAAGAAGCAGUACUACAUGACCCAGUUUGUUGAUUCCUACUGGGACAACGGCAGCUUGCCCAUCUGGAUAACAGCACAGAGACAGGGUGUAAAAGCAGGCUCUCUCCAUUUCCCGGGCACAGCAGCUACCUACAAAAAAGAGAUAGUUAAAGUGAGGCAGGUGGAACCGCGUUUCUACGACUAUUCAAACGAAAAAGAAUGGAGGCGUAACAUCGAUAAAGUGAUUGGAGAAUGGUUCCACCAACAGGACCUCGACUUUGUCACCUUGUACUUUGGGGAACCAGAUAAGGUCGGCCACAAGUAUGGACCAGAUUCCGAAGAACGCCGGAAGAUGGUGCAGCAAGUGGAUCGUACCGUGGGCUACAUCCGGGACCAGAUCUAUUACCACGGUCUAGCUGACCGACUCAAUAUCAUCAUCACUGCUGACCACGGGAUGACUAAAGUCUUUCGAGGGGAACAAGUUGAGGAAAUCAUGCUGUCGCAGAUACCAGGUUUUAACUUCUGGGAUAUCAAGUUCCAUCUGGUAGAUUAUGGACCUACUGGGAUGCUGCUUCCGAAGACAGGGAAGUUGGAGAAGGUGUAUCAAGCGCUAAAGGGAGGCCACCCUCACCUUCAUGUGUAUAAAAAAGAGGAAAUGCCAGAAAGACUGCACUAUGGUACCCACCCACGACUUCUCCCCAUUAUCCUCUUCGCUGAUCCUGGAUAUGUCAUCAAUGGGUUUCUUCCUUUGCAGUUUCACAAAGGAGAACACGGCUUUGACAACCAAGAGUUAGACAUGAAGCCCUUCUUUAGGGCGGUGGGGCCUGACUUCAAGAAAAACCUGGUGGUUGAACCCUUUGAGACGGUCAAUGUGUACUCACUGAUGUGCCAUCUAUUGGGCAUCGAACCCGAGGUCAACGAUGGGCACCUAGACAACACCAAACACAUGCUGGUCCCCAAGAUAAACGCAGGAGGAGAUCAUAACGGUCAAAAACCACAGACUCGGUCACAAAUUGUGACGGGUUUAUCAGCAGUGACUGGCUUUCUGGCACUGGUGUUUGUAGCGUUGACCUCCCACACUUUGUGGAAAAGGAGGUCAGCGGAAAAGAGGUUUAAACCGGAGUACACCGCUCAGGAGGCCACGGGCGACAAGCUAACCAGUUUUUGA